AAGAAUUCACCAUUUUGUCACUUUCAAAACCACCCGUCCACGCUACACUAUACUCUCUAGAUAUUUCCCUCCACUCCCAAUAUAUAAAAACAACCCCAACUCUGUCUUUAACAAAUUCUCUUAGCUUAGGGUUCUUCUAUUCUAUUCUGUUCUGUUCUGUUAUCCAAAAUGGACAGAACAGUUCUACUAGUUCGUUCUCUCUCUUCCAACAGAUUACUCUUCCGCUCUUCUCGCAGACUCUCUCGCUUUUCCUCUUCUCUCGCCCCAAAACGCCACCGUAUAAUCCCCAAUCCCGCCGCCAGAAAAUCCUCUCUCCGCCACCGAUUGCUCCGCGCCACUUCAUCAUCCUCCUCCCCCGCCGCCGCCGCUUCCUUCAACGUCAGAAAACACUUCUCCUCUCUCUCCCCACGCGCCGUCGCCACUCCCUACACUCACUCUCCUUCAGAGUUUUCAGGGGUUGACAAUGAGGCUGCGGAGAAGCUCGGGUUCGAGAAAGUUUCCGAAGAGGUCAUCGGAGAGUGCAAGUCGAAAGCCGUGCUUUUCAAGCACAAGAAGACCGGCGCCGAGGUCAUGUCGGUGCUGAACGACGACGAGAACAAGGUCUUCGGCAUUGUCUUUCGCACUCCACCAAAUGAUUCCACUGGGAUUCCACACAUACUGGAACACAGUGUAUUGUGUGGGUCAAGAAAGUAUCCCUUGAAAGAGCCAUUUGUUGAAUUAUUGAAAGGGAGCUUGCACACUUUUCUGAAUGCUUUCACAUAUCCCGAUAGGACUUGUUACCCAGUUGCUUCAACAAACACAAAGGAUUUCUAUAAUCUGGUAGAUGUAUACCUGGAUGCUGUCUUCUUCCCUAAAUGUUUGGAGGAUUAUCAGACUUUCCAACAGGAGGGUUGGCAUUAUGAGCUCAACAAUCCUUCAGAAGAUAUAUCUUAUAAAGGUGUUGUUUUCAAUGAGAUGAAAGGUGUCUAUUCUCAGCCUGAUAAUAUAUUAGGGCGGGCAGCUCAACAGGCUCUUUUCCCAGACAAUACUUAUGGUGUUGAUAGUGGGGGUGAUCCACGAGUUAUUCCCAAACUGACAUAUGAGGAAUUCAAGGAAUUUCACCGUAAAUAUUAUCACCCCAGCAAUGCCAGAAUAUGGUUUUAUGGAGAUGAUGAUCCAAUUGAGCGCCUUCGGAUCUUGAGUGAGUAUCUAGAUAUGUUUGAUGCAAGUACUGCUCCCAAUGAAUCAAAGGUUGGAACACAAAAACUAUUUUCAGAGCCAGUAAGGAUUGUUGAGAAAUAUCCUGCUGGUGAGGGUGGGGAUAUGAAGAAGAAGAAUAUGGUAUGCCUUAAUUGGUUGCUCUCUGAUAAGCCCCUAGAUCUGGAAACUGAGCUUACCCUUGGGUUCUUGGACCAUCUUAUGUUGGGAACUCCUGCUUCUCCACUAAGGAAAAUCUUGCUGGAAAGUGGAUUAGGAGAUGCCAUUGUUGGUGGUGGGGUUGAAGAUGAGCUCCUCCAGCCUCAGUUUAGUAUUGGGUUGAAGGGGGUCUCUGAAGAUGACAUUCAAAAGGUAGAAGAAUUAGUCGUGAGUACCCUUAAAAAACUAGCAGAUGAAGGUUUUGAUGCAGAUGCUGUAGAGGCAUCCAUGAAUACAAUUGAGUUUUCUCUCAGGGAAAACAACACGGGAUCAUUUCCUCGUGGUUUGUCACUGAUGCUUCGAUCCAUUGGGAAAUGGAUAUAUGAUAUGGACCCCUUUGAGCCAUUAAAGUAUGAGAAACCCUUAGUGGCCCUAAAAGCCAGAAUAGCACAGGAAGGCUCUAAAGCUGUUUUUUCUCCUCUAAUAGAGAAAUUCAUCUUGAACAAUCCUCAUCGAGUUACAGUAGAAAUGCAGCCUGAUCCUGAUAAAGCUUCUCGUGAAGAAGAAGCUGAGAAAGAAAUCUUGAAGAAACUUAAAGCAAGUAUGACUGAGGAAGAUCUUGCUGAGCUAGCACGUGCUACACAGGAGUUGCGACUGAAGCAGGAAACUCCUGACCCACCAGAAGCUCUAAAAAGUGUCCCAAGCCUCUCUCUACUAGACAUUCCAAAAGAACCUAUUCACAUUCCUACAGAGGUUGGGGAUAUAGAUGGAGUAAAAGUUUUGCAGCAUGACCUCUUCACAAAUGAUGUCCUUUACACUGAGGUUGUCUUCAAUAUGGGUUCACUGAAGCAAGAGCUUCUCCCCUUGGUACCACUUUUUUGCCAAUCAUUGCUGGAGAUGGGUACAAAAGACUUGACUUUUGUGCAACUUAAUCAGUUAAUAGGAAGAAAAACCGGAGGAAUAUCAGUUUUUCCGUUCACAUCAUCUGUACGGGGCAGGGAGGAUCCAUGUUGCCAUAUAAUUGUUAGAGGCAAAGCCAUGGCAGGAUGUGCCGAAGACCUAUUCAACCUGGUUACCCGUGUUCUUCAAGAAGUCCAGUUUACGGAUCAGCAGCGGUUUAAGCAGUUUGUCGCACAAAGCAAAGCUAGAAUGGAGAACCGGUUAAGAGGUGGUGGUCAUGGAGUUGCGGCUGCAAGGAUGGAUGCUAAGUUGAAUGUUGCUGGGUGGAUUUCUGAACAGAUGGGUGGUGUCAGUUACCUGGAGUUCUUACAAACUCUUGAAGAGAAAGUUGAUAAAGAUUGGGAUGAAAUUUCUUCAUCUCUUGAGGAGAUUCGCAAGUCCAUACUUUCGAGGAAUGGUUGCUUGAUAAAUAUGACUGCUGAUGGAAGAAUCCUUUCAGACUCAGGAAAGUUUGUUAGCAAGUUUCUUGAUUCACUUCCCAGCAACCCUCUUGUUGGAGCAGCUACUUGGAAUGCUCGACUUCCUUCAGAAAAUGAGGCCAUUGUGAUACCAACUCAGGUUAAUUAUGUUGGAAAAGCAGCUAACCUUUAUGAAACUGGUUAUCAACUUGAUGGGAGUGCAUAUGUAAUUUCGAAAUACAUUAGUAAUACUUGGUUAUGGGAUCGUGUGCGUGUUAGUGGUGGGGCUUAUGGAGGCUUCUGCGACUUUGAUACUCACUCAGGAGUAUUCUCCUUCUUAUCUUAUCGUGACCCCAAUUUGUUAAAGACACUUGAUGUAUACAAUGGAACUGGAGACUUUCUCCGUGGGUUAGAAAUGGAUGAUGAUACUCUUACAAAAGCUAUUAUUGGGACCAUCGGAGAUGUGGAUUCAUAUCAGCUUCCUGAUGCCAAAGGUUAUAGCAGUUUGUUGCGGCAUUUGUUGGGCAUCACAGAUGAAGAAAGGCAAAGAAGACGGGGAGAGAUAUUAUCAACCAGUUUGAAAGACUUCAAGGAAUUUGCGGAUGCAGUUGAGGCAGUUAAAGAUAAAGGUGUUGUGGUUGCGGUGGCAUCUCCAGAUGAUGUUGAAGCUGCUCACAAGGAAUUUUCUAACUUCUUUCAAAUAAAGAAAGCCCUCUAAGACCAUAACAAUAAAAAUGCUGCUGAGGAUGGGUAAUUCUCAGAUACAAUUUUUUCUUCACUGUUUGAUAUCUCAAAGAGUUCCAAAUUUUUAUGUAGAACCAAAAUUCAGUGAUAGUAGAUUACAGGAAGAACUUUUUGUAACAUGAAACUUGUACCAUAUCAGCGGUGCUAAAAGACAUUUCACAUUCAUUACAUUAUAUAAUUCCCAUCAAUUUAUUCA
This is a messenger RNA of Quercus robur (English oak), 3633 nucleotides long. Its product is annotated as presequence protease 1, chloroplastic/mitochondrial-like. Gene Ontology annotation, cellular component: chloroplast; mitochondrion. Gene Ontology annotation, biological process: protein processing. The transcript has 19 exons. The record is from RefSeq and is a predicted model, not a curated record. Gene Ontology annotation, molecular function: metal ion binding. Bases 169 to 3411 code for a protein of 1080 amino acids. Lineage: Eukaryota; Viridiplantae; Streptophyta; Magnoliopsida; Fagales; Fagaceae.